Messenger RNA from Botrytis fragariae, 450 nucleotides. RefSeq lists its product as uncharacterized. The transcript has 3 exons. The record is from RefSeq and is a predicted model, not a curated record. The coding region runs from base 1 to 450 and encodes 149 amino acids. NCBI's taxonomy places the organism in Eukaryota, Fungi, Ascomycota, Leotiomycetes, Helotiales, Sclerotiniaceae.
AUGGCUCGAGCGUUUUUCGGAAAAUCUGGGGUCAAUGCCUUUGAUCCCGUUCCUAUUCUACCCAACUUACAGCAGCAGGGAAAUGCAGCUGAUGUACCACCCAAUCAUUCGGGAGGCCAGACUUCCGCUGCUCCUCAAGAUAAGAUGCAAUAUCAAACAGACCGUCUUCUUUUGAAUCAAUCGAGGGACAAUAAGCUCAUGGAUAAUGGCGAUUCCUAUAAUAUAAAUAGCAUCACGGUUAACGAGAUGCUGAGCAACUUGGAGUCAAGUCAACAGAAAUUGGCAAACGAUAUCCGGAAGUUAGAAGAUUAUCGAGAUCUGGAAUAUGCUGGAGGAGUGGUUAGCAUAAGAAAUCAACUGGCUCAGAUGUUUCUCAGCUCCACCCAGAAUGCACAACGUAAACAGCAAAUAGCUAAUCCAAUCGAUGUACGAGUCAAUGUAUACGACUAA